This is a messenger RNA of Metarhizium robertsii ARSEF 23, 1902 nucleotides long. Its product is annotated as alpha/beta-hydrolase. The coding region runs from base 1 to 1902 and encodes 633 amino acids. The record is from RefSeq and is a predicted model, not a curated record. NCBI's taxonomy places the organism in Eukaryota, Fungi, Ascomycota, Sordariomycetes, Hypocreales, Clavicipitaceae. The transcript is spliced from 2 exons.
AUGCCUUUUGUUCCCUUUGACGAGGAGAUGACCGACUUGUUCCAGGAGUCCUGGCUUUCGGAAGACCCAGAUGCCAACACUGGGUCAAUACCGACUGUCCUUGACCCUGAGCAAGCCCCGAUUGGCCUUUACGUACCGGCCGAACAGGAACCCGCUGCCGCCGCUGCCGCCGCCGACGUCCCCUCCACUGCCGCUUCUUUCGUGGACCCCAGCAUGCUCGGUUUGGACGGUACUGACGGCGACUUUCUUGCUGGUUUUCAACCUUUGGACAAUGGCGUGACGGACCCCAUGGACGUGGACAACAUGCCUGAUCAUCAGGACGAAUUCCCCACUCCCCUUGGCGGUUUGAACGGCUCUCUGGUUUCGGGUAACUUUAUUAAUCUAGAUGACACUAGUCAUCUAGAUAUCUUUCUUAAUCUGGACAACGCCGGCAAUCUGGACAACGCUGGCAAUCCAGAUAUCUCUGUUAAUCCGGACGCCUCUGGUAUUCCGGAUAUCUCCAUCAGUCCGGACAACGCUGGCAAUCUGGACACCUCUGCCGUAGACCCGGCCCAUAGUGUGGCGGCCCCGGAAACCAGCACUCCCAACCCGCUGGUAUAUUACUCGCCGCCAAAAGUCCAGCAUAUACAGCCCAAUUCAUGGCAGCUGGGCCCUCGGAGCGCAUGGGACGCCUACCAGCCCUCGAACUUUCCGGUUUCGUCGGCUGGUCACGAAGUCGAACAAUUUCACAUCAAGUUCGACUAUCGCCCCUUGCCGCCCAGCCGAAGCCUACGCGAGCCCAAGGCAGCCAAGAUGUACGUUGAAAAGUACACACCUCGGGAGCCGAAAUGGGCGUAUCCCAUCGUCCUGGUCCACGGCGAUUUCCACACGGGCAAAAUCUGGGCCACCAAGCCCGACGGCAAGCAAGGAUGGGCGGCCUUUUUCAUCAACAAGGGCUUCACCGUCUACGUCGUCGACCUGCCUGCCUGCGGACGCUCCAUCGAAUUCGACCAGUCCAUCGUCCAAUGGAGCAAAUACGCGAGCUGCACGGCAAAGCUCACCCGGGACAAUGCCGAAGCCACGUGUACAGCGGCGAGCAAAUUCCAGCGAUGGCCCGACGCCCACAAGCACACCCAAUGGCCAGGAAAUGGACUGCGAGACGACGGAAUUUUCGAAACGUACAUGGCUUCGACGGUGCCCCUGUACUUCCGCCGACACGAACGACAAGCCAUCGGCAAGGCGGCCCUGACAAAGCUCGUCCAGCGCACCGGGCCGGCCAUUCUCCUCGGCGAAGGAAGCGGCGCCACGCUCUCGUACCUGGCGGCCGACGCGCUCCCCGACACCGUCAAGGCCGUCCUGGCCGUGGAGCCCGCCGGCCCCCCGGGAGGCACGAACCGCGCGCUCAAGGACAACACGCUCGUCUUCACCAACCAGGUCCGGUACUUCGCGCAGCACCGGCCGUACGGGCUGGCCGACAUCCCGCUCACUUUCGACCCGGCUGUGCCCGAACCAGCCUACGACGAGCACGGCGUCACCCAGCCGCCGCUGGACCUGUUCGCGACCGCCGCGGGCACCGACGACGGCGUCUGCCUACUUCAGCGUGGCGGGCCGGAGCUCAGGCAGGCCGACACCACGGGCAGGGUGCUGCCGCCGGAGGCGCGCCCGGGGGUGGUCAGGAAGCUGGCGGCGCUGGGCAGGGUGUGCCAACUCGUGGUGACGGCGGAGGCGAGCCACCACGCGACGUGCGACGGGGCCACGGUCGCGUUUAUGCGGCAGGCCGGCGUCGGCGUCGACCACAUCAGGCUCGAGGAGGCGGGUGUCUGUGGCAACGGCCACCUCAUGUACCUGGAGAAGAAUAGCGACGCGGUCGCCCAGGUCAUCUUUGAGUGGGUGACGUCGAGGGUGCCAGGGGCCUCGUUGUGA